Coffea eugenioides is the source of this 2952-nucleotide messenger RNA. RefSeq names its product BTB/POZ domain-containing protein DOT3. The record is from RefSeq and is a predicted model, not a curated record. The transcript has 5 exons. Gene Ontology annotation, molecular function: protein binding. The coding region runs from base 930 to 2630 and encodes 566 amino acids. Lineage: Eukaryota; Viridiplantae; Streptophyta; Magnoliopsida; Gentianales; Rubiaceae.
UGAUGGCAUUGAUCAAGCUCGUGGUUAUAGUAUUAUAGUUCCAGGGAACCUCAUUGCAACAACAGAUGGCUUUGAAAAGAAAGAGCAUUCAUGGUAACGACCCUAGGAUCUCAUUGAAGCUCAAGAUUGGUUUGCUCUCUCUCCAAUUCCAUCAGAUCUAUCUAUUCAGGUUGAAGACAUCAACUUUUGUGUUCACAAGGUAACAUGAGACAAAACCAAACUUAUCAGUUUUGCUUUGAAUCCUUUCAGUAAAAUGCUUCACUGGUAAUGAAAAUCGAAUUCACAGCAGAAUGAUAACUAAACUGGCGAAGUUUUGUAACCUACAACGCAGUGUACAAGAUCAGGGAAAGUGCAAGGUUCACUUAAACAGCCAUUUUCAAACUCUGUGCAAUAUUAUUCCUGCACCUUGUUUCUAAAUUUAGAAAUACACAAAAUAAUCAAGUAAUGCUACAGCAUUUGUAAAUGUCUUCUUUUGUUUCACCAUGCAGUUUAUACCACCUAUGUCAUUUUGCUAAAUGUUCUCUUUUUACUUCUCCAGUUUCCAAAGCAUCUACAUAAUCAGAGAUGCUCCUAUAGAAAGGUUAAUUGCACAAAAGGGAGGGCAAAAGAGGAAAGAAGAAUCUGAAAUAUGGAGAGACAACUUGCAUAAUAAAUAUACUUAAAAACAGUUUUAAGAGAGACUGCAGCUGAAUGAAGGUUUUGAUAACUGAAAAUAACCAGAGAGCUCUUGCAUGUAAAGGCAGUAAACCUUGAUGAGGAAUAUCUAUAAACAUACAACUAAAUGACUCGAAAAAAUCUUACAUUUUACCUACAAAUGAAACACGGGUCUAAAACUAUGUUUCUGUACUAAUGGCAACCGAGUACACCAUACAUGUGUACAAUGUAGACAUUUUAGUAAUUAGACUAUAUCUCAAUUAAGUUGUGCUUUCAUGAGGAACAACCAUUUCAUCUUACUUAUCCUCCUGGAACAGUAUCCUUUAGUCGCAAGGUGUGGCUACCUAAAUAGACUCGAACUCGAGCCUUCAAAUCCAGAUUUAGGUUAUGAUCUCAAACUCGAAAACUUUCCAGGUGGAUCAGAAACAUUUGAACUCGUCCUGAAAUUCUGUUAUGACCUGCCAAUAGGCUUAAACCCCAAUAAUGUAGCAGCACUAAGAUGUGCUUCAGAAUUUCUGGAGAUGACUGAAUCACUAGAAGAUGGAAAUCUCAUCUCCAAGACUGAAGCUUUCUUUACGUUUGUGGUCCUUUCUUCAUGGAGAGACUCAGUCACUGUCCUCAAAUCAUGUGAAAAGCUGUCUCCAUGGGGUGAAAACCUUCAGAUUGUUCGAAGAUGUUGCGACUCAAUUUCAUGGAAAGUAUCUCGAGAAAACUCAGCCACAGUGGAGAACAUCAGUGAAGAAGAUUGGUGGUUUGAGGAUGUGGCUACUCUUCGCAUUGAUCACUUCAUAAGGAUCAUAGUAGCCAUAAGAGCAAAAGGGACAAAACCAGAAAGUAUAGGUUCAUGUAUCAUGCGAUACGCAGAAAAAUGGUUGCCAGAUAUAGAUGCAGGUAAAGCAAUAAAAAGACGUGGAUAUAGUCAAAAUGAGGUACAAUGGAGUGUCACAACUGGCAAGAGCCUGGAAGGGGUCAUUGGACAGAAUAAGGAGCAUAGAAUGAUCAUAGAGAGUCUAGUAAGUAUACUGCCACCUCAGAAGGAAGCUGUUUCUUGCAAGUUCCUUCUGUGGAUAUUGAAGAUGGCCCUAGUGUUUUCAAUAUCCCCAGCUUUAAUCUCAGAGCUCGAGAAAAGAGUUGGAAUGGUUUUGGAAAAAGCAAAUGUGAAUGAUCUGCUGAUACCAACUUAUACAGUAGGAGAUCAAGGGAAGAUGGUAAAGAUGACCAAUGACCGGACAAUGCACAACAUAGACGUUGUCCAAAGGAUUUUGGAGUACUUCUUGAUAUAUGAACAGCAGCAGCAGCUGCUGCUGCAACAAAAUCCAGGGACAUUGACUGUUGGCAAACUCCUUGACAACUAUCUAGCAGAAGUUGCAAGAGAUCCCAAUCUCUCCAUCUCCAAGUUUCAAGUUUUAGCUGAAUCUUUGCCUGAAAAUGCUCGAACAUGUGAUGAUGGUCUCUAUAGAGCCAUUGAUACUUAUCUCAAGACUCAUACUUCACUAUCAGAACAAGACCGCAGAAGGCUAUGCAAAAUCAUGAACUGUGAGAAGCUGUCAAUUGACGCAUGUAUGCAUGCAGCACAAAAUGACAGGCUGCCCCUACGAACUGUAAUCCAGGUUUUGUUCUCAGAACAGGUAAAGAUGAGGGAUAUAAUACAAGGAAAGGAUAACUGUGAUGAUAACCCUGAUCAAGAUGGAAGCUGGCUAUGUACAAAGAAGGAAGUCAACACUCUCAAAGCAGAAUUAGAUAUAGUAAAGGCCAAAAUGGAAGAAUUGCAGACGGACUAUUUUGAGUUGCAGCAAGAAUAUGAAAAACUAAAUAACAAACACAAGAGCUUAUCAAGUUGGACAUUUAAAUGGAUGAAAAUUAAAAAGUCUUCUCUUGCCCAGGCCAAAACUGUUGAGGAAGAAGCUGAUGACGGCCACCCUAGAUCACACUCAGGCCAUAAAACCAAGUUCCACAGGAGGGUAUCAAUUUCCUAAAGUUCCCCCUACCUAAGAUCCGAAAGCUUUCUGAACUCGUUGUAGAAGACAGUAGCAGUUAAGUUUUGGAUAAAAUGGGCUAGUUGGAGCCUGUUCACAUGCUGUGAGUUUUUUUUUUUAAAACCUCAUUUCUCUUUCAUAGACAUGGCUUAUAUAUUUGUGCAAAUGUGUAAGAAAUUUUAGUCAUUCCUCUGGAACACAUGAACAAAAUAUAACCUUCCAGUCCUUGUAGUAAGCAACUAAGUCUCGAUAACAUGAAAGACACAUUUCAAACAUGUAAUCCUUUGAGCCACGAAUAACAUACAUUUGCGAUGAGAGUGCA